This is a messenger RNA of Ochotona curzoniae (black-lipped pika), 2277 nucleotides long. It is a transcript of the gene KLF18, whose product is annotated as Kruppel like factor 18. The transcript is spliced from 6 exons. Gene Ontology annotation, biological process: regulation of transcription by RNA polymerase II. NCBI's taxonomy places the organism in Eukaryota, Metazoa, Chordata, Mammalia, Lagomorpha, Ochotonidae. Gene Ontology annotation, molecular function: DNA-binding transcription factor activity, RNA polymerase II-specific; RNA polymerase II cis-regulatory region sequence-specific DNA binding. The coding region runs from base 1 to 2277 and encodes 758 amino acids. The record is from RefSeq and is a predicted model, not a curated record.
AUGACUUCUGCACCGGGUGACAGCCUCCUGGACAUAUUGCUCAGCCAGGACUCCACAGCCCAGCCUGUGGCAGCCCUUAAUACUCCUCCCGGAGUCCCAGAGCAGACAGUUUGCAUGAACCAGAUGCUGAGUUCCUGGGAUCAGACCAAGCCCAGCACAGGCCCCCAGAUGAUGGGUGGCAUGGACAUUGCCGAGACUUGCCCAAGCCAUUGUGAGAAGACAGAUGCCGCUGCCUUCAGGACAGCCAUCCCCAGUGAAGGUGACCAGUUGAAGACUCUCCAGAGCAUGCAGAUGACGUCGGAUGGCCACAUCAAUGGCUCCAGUAAUCAGCAGAGUCUGCAAGAGAUGCCUGGGCUGAGUCGUGCUGGUGAUCAGACCCUGCGUGUGGGUCAGGUGGUCACACCCACAAGUCACCAGAACCUCUCACUUGGCCAGAUGAUGCCCAGCACGGUUGACCCGCAGCUCUGUGGGAUGCAGAUGACCCUGCACAGUGGUCAAGUCAUGACUGUGUCACUUGAUCAGAUCCCCACUGGGAUCCAGAUGAUGACUCCCAGCAUUGGCCAGACUCUCCAUGGGGGUCAGAUGAUGACCACCACAGCUUACCAGACCUUCAGUGGAGGCCAGAUCAUCAGCCCCACAGGAAGCCACAACCUCUAUGGAGUGCAGAUGGUGAUGCCCGACUGUGGCAAAUCAUAUUCCAAGCCAUCCCACCUCCGAAUCCAUGAGCGCAGACAUACAGCAGCCACAGUCAUCACUGACCGCCUGGACUUUGAUUCUCCGUCUGAUUCCGGGACCACUAGCUCUGCUUCUGUUUCUGAGCUACUCCGUGAUUGUGCUGAAGCUGAGGACAACGAGUGUGCCCUGGACAUUUCUUCAGCACAGAAGGAACAGACUCAAAUGAGAGCAGUACCAGAGCCACAGCUCUACAUGCCUCCAGCUGCAUGCGAUGAGGGCAGCUGGCAUGUGUCCAUGCAGAGCCUUGGCAUGCCUAGCCUGACACCCACAACCAUGACUUCUGCACCGGGUGACAGCCUCCUGGACAUAUUGCUCAGCCAGGACUCCACAGCCCAGCCUGUGGCAGCCCUUAAUACUCCUCCCGGAGUCCCAGAGCAGACAGUUUGCAUGAACCAGAUGCUGAGUUCCUGGGAUCAGACCAAGCCCAGCACAGGCCCCCAGAUGACAGGUGGCAUGGACAUUGCCGAGACUUGCCCAAGCCAUUGUGAGAAGACAGAUGCCGCUGCCUUCAGGACAGCCAUCCCCAGUGAAGGUGACCAGUUGAAGACUCUCCAGAGCAUGCAGAUGACGUCAGAUGGCCACAUCAAUGGCUCCAGUGAUCAGCAGAGUCUGCAAGAGAGGCCUGGACUGAGUCCUGCUGGUGAUCAGACCCUGCGUGUGGGUCAGGUGGUCACAGCCACAAGUCACCAGAACCUCUCACUUGGCCAGAUGAUGCCCAGCACGGUUGACCCGCAGCUCUGUGGGAUGCAGAUGGUGAGCCCCAUGUGUGGGCAGACCCUCUAUGGGGAUCAAGCCAUCACUCCAACGGCUGACCAGGCCCUCUCUGUUGGGCACAUGAUGAUGUCAACACCGUGUGCACAGACCCUGCACAGUGGUCAAGUCAUGACUGUGUCACUUGAUCAGAUCCCCACUGGGAUCCAGAUGAUGACUCCCAGCAUUGGCCAGACUCUCCAUGGGGGUCAGAUGAUGACCACCACAGCUUACCAGACCUUCAGUGGAGGCCAGAUCAUCAGCCCCACAGGAAGCCACAACCUCUAUGGAGUACAGAUGGUGAUGCCCGGUUGUGACCAGACCCUCCAAGGAGCUUAUAUGAUGCCACCUGUGUUCUACUCAGGGCCAGCCCCAGGGUGCCUGUCUGUUUCAAGUUACCCUUGGAUCCAAGCACAAACUCCACAAUGCUUUGCAAGUUCUGAUUUGGUGCAAGGACAACUCCCAGCACAGCAGGAUUGCAACCUACCGACGACCCAGCACUCUCAGUUGCACAAGAUCCCUGAGCGCUUGAAGCCCUACAUCUGUACCUAUCCAGACUGUGGCAAAUCAUAUUCCAAGCCAUCGCACCUCCGAAUCCAUGAGCGCAGACAUACAGGGGAAAGGCCCUAUGCAUGCCACAUCACAGGAUGCACUUGGACAUUCUCCCGCAAAGACGAGCUCACCAGACACAAGAGGAAGCACAGCGGGGAGCGUCCCUACCUGUGUCCCCAAUGCAACAAGGCUUUUGCACGAUCUGACCAUGUACGGCAGCAUCAGAAAUUCCACAAAUGA